Halichondria panicea is the source of this 3039-nucleotide messenger RNA. Its product is annotated as protein CASC3-like. Gene Ontology annotation, biological process: mRNA processing. Lineage: Eukaryota; Metazoa; Porifera; Demospongiae; Suberitida; Halichondriidae. The coding region runs from base 141 to 2777 and encodes 878 amino acids. The record is from RefSeq and is a predicted model, not a curated record. The transcript is spliced from 14 exons. Gene Ontology annotation, molecular function: mRNA binding. Gene Ontology annotation, cellular component: exon-exon junction complex.
CAUUCCGUAUUAAUUUUUUUACUGCAAGAUGACCUGCCUUUGUGUUUUGUAAAAAAAAAUUGUGUACAGCGUCCUUGUGUCCAGCUGUCUAGCUACUCUCUGUAUGCUUCUUUCCCCUUCUAAAAGGAGGUACUAUUGCAAUGGCUCAAGUUCAAGAAGAACCGUUGCCUGUGAUAGUGAAAAACACAAAAACACACACACCAAGUGGUUCGUCUCAAGAUAGUGAAGAUUUUGAAGAUGCUCUAGACAUAGAGACUGACCCAAUAAAUGACAGUAAAAUAAUCCAAGAUGUCCCUUCGAGUGACGAAGUGACAACGAGGGCAGAUAGUUUAGAAGUUCAAGGUGUGACUGAUGGGGGUGGGCAUGAGGUCGUGGAUACAGUUACCGUGGAAACAGUUACCGUAAAGACAAGCGCCGAGGAACAGCCAACUCCAGUUGAGAAUGAACUAUCAGCAGAUGAAUUGUCUACUGAUGAAGAAGAACACGUUCCUAGAAGGAGACGAAGAGCUUCUUCAGUUGAUAGUCAGACAUCAGAGCAGUCCGAUACUAAGGAGGGUGGUGGUGUGGGUGUGGCUUGUGAGGGAGGUGGUGUGGGCGGGGCUAGUGAAGAUGAUGAGCCACAGAAACCUGAAGACCCCACUGAGGUACAACCCACUGAGGAACGCCCCACUGAAGAACAAUCCACUGAAGAGCAGCCUGAAGGCCCUAUUGAAAAACAACCCACUGAAGAACAGGCCACUGAAAAACAGCCUGAAAUUCCCACUGAAGAAGAGCCUGAAGGCCCCACUGAAGAACAGCCUGAAAUUCCCACAGAAGAAGAGCCUGAAAGCUCCACUGAAGAACAGGCCACAGAAGAAGAGCCUGAAUUUCCCACUGAAGAAGAGCCUGAAGGCCCCACUGAGGAACAAGCCACUGAAGAACAAGCCACUGAAGAACAGGCCACUGAAGAACAGGCCACUGAAGAUACACAAAAUCCCAUGUAUGUGCCUACAAAGGGACUGUUCUUCCAACACGACCACCGACUAGGAGAUGACGAACAACCAGGGCCAACACUUGAGGAGCCUCGUAGUCGUGUGGAUCGCAUCGAGGUAUGGACCCAUGACCUGUACGUAGAGUCACAACAAGGACCACGAUCACGAGAGGAGAAAGAAAAAGAUGCAAGAUAUUGGAGCAAUAGGCAGCGUGAUGGUGUGAGGGGUGGAGGUGGUAGGAGGUUCAGGAGGAGGGACGAGGACAGACAGCGGCCAGGGAGGUCACGUGAUGAAGGGAGAAGGUCACAUGAUCAGGACAGGAGGUCACGUGAUGAAGGGAGGAGAUCACAUGAUCAGGACGGGAGGUCACGUGACUCUGAGGGACGUUCACGUGAUCGGGACAGGAGAUCUGGUGGUGGGAGGUCACAGGGUCAACCUAACAGGAGAAGGCCAUACAAUGAAGGCAGUAAUGGUGGCGAGAGGCGUGGGCCUACUGCUACUGCUGUUAGAAGAGAUGGGUCUCCAGUGGAGGAGUGGCCUAGUCUAGGAGGGGAUCCAGCCACUCACACUCAACCACAAUGGCCUGUCGCUUCCGCUCCCACUCCGAACGUGGACAACACGUCACAUGACACGCCCCCACGUAUCGAACCACCUCAACAAAACCUCACUACACUCAACACACAGCGAGAUAAAAGCACAUCUCCUCGACCACCCAAAAAUAAUUUAAAACCAAAAAAUAUUUCCCCAAAAUCGCCCAAAGAUACAAAAUCAAGCGUCGAAUCAGCAGAAUCUAAGAAUACUCCGCCUAGAAGUAAAUCUCUUUUUAACACUUCGAGGCAAACUGGCGAAUCAGGCGAGAGUGGUAAUUCUAUGACUUGCUCACUGUCUAAGAGUAGAGAGCUUGUUGUUCGCAAGGGGCGUGGUAGAGGGCGUGGUUCUGGACGAGACCACACCCCUCAAGAGAGACGUGUGGGUAGGCGACCGAUUGAGACAAUGACAGGAGAUGCUCACGAGAGAGACGGCUCUUUAUCAGUGACCAAAAGCAGUCCAAAUCCACCAGCUACUCAAGACCAAGAAUCAACAAACACAAACCAGGUAGCACAGACCAGUCCCUCUAACAGAGUGUCCCUCCAGACUAACAGAGAGAAGCUGGCCGCUGAGGGAGGCAGCAAACAACCAGAGGAGGUUCUACCACAGUUCCCCGCUGGAGUGGGUCGACCAAAGAGGUACUCAACGAGGAGACAAAAGACUGAGGACGCAGUUGCAUAUCCUUCCUCUAGCUCGUUGACCACGACCCCUUCAGUACAACCCUCCACCGAUGGCCUCCUCCCCACACCCCCACACCCCUCACAAGUCACACAACCCCCACACCCCUCACAGCCCAUACAAUUUGAUUCAGAGGCACACAUCAAAAUGUUUCAGAUGCAACAAGAGAUGAUGGCUUCCAACCCUGAGUUAUUGGGCUACCAGGCUGCACUCAUGGCUCAGCAGAACCCUAUGAUGAUGCAGCAAAUGCAGUACCUGUGGUUUCAGCAACAACAACAGCAGGCACUACAGCAGUCUAUGUUGCAGGGUGGAAUACCAGCCAUGCAUACACUGCACGACCGUCCUGCUCAUCCCAGUGGAGGGGAAAUCCCUCACCAACAGAUGGGCGUGGCAGGAGGGGAGGGGUUUUAUCACUCUACCCCGAGUGGACUGUUUGUGCCUAAUGUACAGCACAUACCUCAGCAAUCACCAUGGCAACAGACUGGCGGGAAAUCUCGUAGCCAGGCGAUACCUAUUGUACCCCCUAAGGAUGAGCCAUAACUCUGCACACAGAAGAUGAAGGUACACAAAAUAAUACAUGCAAGCAGGAGUUGAUUAUUUACAAAUGAGAAACUUGUUUAUAUCUUGAUGGGAAACUUGAUUAUUAUGAUAAUUAUAAAAUAAUUAUAAACAUUCAAAUAAUUUAUUUUAUUUCUGUUUGUCAUUUAUAUACUUUGUUACUUUGUGUGUAAUCAAUCACUUUAUGAAAUAAUGUGUAUAAGUUUGUGUUGUGUUUUAAGAAUAUUUAUCGCUAUAAUUAUAA